AUGACAAUACAUAAUCCAACACCUUUUAUGAAUCCAGUAGCCUCUUACCUCCAACAAUCAUCUAACUUAAUAGCUCAACCCACUAUCCCGGACCCUGUCGGAGAACCGAUAAAGAAAUUGACUUCUUUAAUGGAAGAAUUAGUAGUACAGCCGGGACAUAUUGCCUCUAAAUAUCCUACAGUGAUAAAUAACAAUAAUAAUAAUCAACAACCUUAUGGAACGGAAGGACAAAGA
Racocetra persica is the source of this 234-nucleotide messenger RNA. The record is from the annotation of a GenBank genome assembly. NCBI's taxonomy places the organism in Eukaryota, Fungi, Glomeromycota, Glomeromycetes, Diversisporales, Gigasporaceae.